UAGUCUGUAUUUCGCCUUCCAUGAUGGUGUUCAUAACUCUCCUUCAUGACUGCAAAGGAAUCGCGCCUUUCUCUCAAUAAUUUCUUUUCAAAUCCGACCCAUCAGAUAACCCUUCGUACCUACGCUCUUGCAAUCUCCCUCUCACUUGGUCCCGCCCUUACCCCCUUCGUUUCGUCUCUCUUUCGUUCCAAGCAAUCGUCAAAAUACAAUAAGAAGGCCCUCAAGGCACUUUUACGGCAGGAGUUGGGUUUUGGUGGAUUUGCCUUUGCCAUCACACUCGCCGUGGGUGCUGGUGCGACCGUGAGGCACCUAUGGACAGGCUUUGAUGAGAUCGACAGCAAAUACACCAAGAUUGCGAAGGAAAAGCUGGCCUAUUCCAACUUAACAUCUGCCCAAAAAACCUUCAUUUCAUAUGCAUUGUCAUCUGCAAUCGGUAUACACCUUCUACAGAAAGGCCGUAGACGCUCCAAUGCCCAGAAUAGUAUGCCUUCACGCACUCUGGACCUAACACUUCUGCUGUUCGUCAGAGCCGUUGACGCUCCUGUACAGUCCUUCGUUUACAAGCGGUCUUCUCGUGUUCGUGUCAGAGAACGGUCCGUCGACGUUGAGCAUCGACCCGACUUGCUUAGACAACGCCUGCUGCGCGAGAAGCAUCAGACAACCAGGGGUGAUAUUCGUGGGCUUACGGCAAGGAUCGAUGCACUUGUUUUCUGGGCGUGCAGUGCCAGAAUCAUGUGGUGUUUCUUUUACCAACCGGAGAGGUUACCGCGUUCCUAUGUCAAAUGGAUCAAUGCCCUCGCCAAUGUGGAUGCCCGAUUACUCAGAGCAUUGAGGCUGAUCUAUGAGGGCAAGUGGUCGUAUACUCGGGGAUACAUUUCAAGCCCUGCCAUAUUGGAGACAUAUGCGAAUGAUCUUGGUUACCCUGCUGCUUGGGGGAGCCCCUCUGCACUCCCCUCCAUUGGCGGUCAGAAAGCCGACAUCAUCUGGAAUAAAUUGGGCGUGACGAGUCGCCCAGGAGUCGGUGGUCUUCCAUGUGAGCUUGUACAUGGAGGAGUGGGAUCUCAAAUCGGCUUGGCUGGAAACUGCACAGCAAACGCGGGACUCAGAGCAGUGAAAGCGCUUGCCCAGUCUAUGGCGAUCUAUCUUCCAGUACAUUUCUUCCCCGUCCUUCUGACACGUCCAACAUCUUUGCUCCGGCCUCAUCGUGUCGUCGCCACUUUCUUAAGCGCAUUCAGAAGUGCUUCUUUUCUCACUGCCUUUAUCGCAUCAUAUUGGUACGCAGUAUGUCUGACGCGUUCCCUCUUUUUGGCGCGCGCUUUCUCUUUCGUGUCUCAUGAUUUCUGGGACGGACCGUAUGGCUGUAUUUUGGCUGGUUGUCUGUCGUGUGGAAGUAGUAUCUGGAUAGAAAACGGCCGUAGAAGGGGUGAGAUGACCCUUUAUGUCCUGCCUCGAGCAAUUCGAACCAUUCUGCCUGACAAAUGGAUUCGAAGUGGUAAUCGAGGUGUUCUAGCAGCUGAACGCCUCGCGUUUGUCCUCUCGUUAUCAUCGCUUGUUACCACGGCUAUUCAUCGUACCGAUUCUUUACGCGGUCUUUCUCGGUGGACUCUCGCGUUCAUAAUGAACGGGCCUGAUACCGGAUUCUGGAAGGGGCGAAGAUCCUUUGACCCAAGUAUUCCAACAACCCCUGAUUCUCUAGUGUCGGAUGUAGAACGAUAGAUAGUUCGUACAUUCAUGAAACGUUUGCUCGGCUCUAGUGUUGUAGAAUGCAUGGUACCAUGAGGUGUGAUUGGUGCGGUGGGAUAUUACAAUGUACUAAAAAUUAU
Molecule: messenger RNA, 1823 nt
Organism: Desarmillaria tabescens
Lineage: Eukaryota; Fungi; Basidiomycota; Agaricomycetes; Agaricales; Physalacriaceae
Exons: 5
Coding region: 46-1716 (556 amino acids)
Source: RefSeq, a predicted model, not a curated record